CCUGAGAGGAACGGGGGAAAGAGAAAAGAAGGAGAUUAACUCCCCACCCCCCACAUACACCUCAUUCUCGGAUGCUUCUUCUGUCCUCCACAUUGCCGAAGGGACUGUCUCCUGAACAAGUGGAAGACUGAGAGUGAAUGCAAGGAGGGAGUGCAUAGCAACACGACUCCAAGAUGAAGAAGGGCCAGGGAGACCAUCUCCGGGAGCCAAUAAUCCCAGAUUUAUUAAUGACCCCAAGUGAUCAUGGAGAUGGUGACCUGGAAAUUGGGCAUCCUGAAGACAGAGGGAAUUGGACAGGCAAGCUGGAUUUCCUUUUGUCCUGCAUUGGAUACUGUGUGGGACUGGGAAAUGUCUGGAGGUUUCCGUACCGAGCAUAUACAAAUGGGGGAGGGGCAUUCCUUGUUCCUUAUUUCAUCAUGCUGGCAAUAUGUGGGAUUCCCAUCUUCUUUAUGGAGCUGUCACUGGGCCAGUUCUCAAGCCUGGGACCUCUUGCUGUUUGGAAGAUAAGCCCACUGUUUAAAGGUAUUGGCAUGGCUACAAUCCUGAUUGUCUCUUUGGUGGCCAUUUACUAUAACAUGAUCAUUGCCUAUGUUCUCUUCUACCUCUUUGCCUCAUUGACAAAAAACUUGCCCUGGCAGUACUGUGGCAACUGGUGGAACACAGACUUAUGCCUGGACCACCACGUCAUGUGGACAGGGAAUGGUGCUGUCCCACUCAACAUCUCUAACACUGUCAGCCCGAGUGAAGAAUACUGGAGUCGUUAUGUCCUGCACAUCCAAGAGAGCUCGGGGAUUGGGGAUCCUGGGAGAAUUCGUUGGAAUCUGUGCCUAUGCCUCCUUCUUGCCUGGGUCAUUGUGUACCUGUGUAUCCUAAAGGGAGUCAAAUCCUCUGGCAAGGUUGUGUAUUUCACUGCCACGUUUCCUUACCUCAUCUUGAUCAUGCUCCUGAUUCGUGGUGUAACACUGGAAGGAGCCUGGUUAGGAAUUAAGUUCUAUCUCACACCCCAGUUCCACCACCUGCUGUCUUCCAAGGUGUGGAUUGAAGCAGCUUUGCAGAUCUUCUACUCUCUUGGGGUGGGAUUUGGGGGACUGCUUACCUUUGCUUCAUAUAACACCUUUCACCAGAAUAUCUACAGGGAUACUUUCAUAGUCACCUUGGGCAAUGCCAUCACCAGUAUCUUGGCCGGCUUUGCCAUCUUCUCAGUUUUGGGCUAUAUGUCCCAAGAACUUGGUGUCCCUGUUGACCAAGUGGCCAAAGCAGGUCCAGGCUUGGCAUUUGUGGUGUACCCGCAGGCCAUGACAAUGCUUCCUCUCUCUCCUUUCUGGUCUUUCCUUUUUUUCUUCAUGCUGUUAACUCUGGGCCUGGACAGCCAGUUUGCCUUUCUAGAGACCAUUGUUACUGCUGUGACAGAUGAAUUUCCAUAUUAUCUGCGACCAAAGAAGGCUUUUUUCUCAGGCAUCAUAUGUGUUGUGAUGUUCCUCAUGGGACUCAUUCUCACAACAGAGGGCGGAAUGUAUUGGCUAGUGCUGCUGGAUGACUACAGUGCUGGUUUCGGACUCAUGGUGGUAGUCAUUACUACCUGCUUGGCAGUUACACGCAUAUAUGGCAUAAAGAGGUUUUGUCGAGAUAUUCACAUGAUGCUGGGCUUCAAACCUGGGAUAUAUUUUAGAGGUUGCUGGUUGUUCCUGUCCCCAGUAACAAUGAUGGCUCUGCUGGUUUACAGCAUAAUCAAGUACCAACCCUCAGUGUAUGGAACCUACCAAUUCCCAUAUUGGGCUGAGGUCCUAGGCAUCUUGAUGGGGAUCUUCUCCUGCCUCAUGAUUCCCCUGGGGAUGGUUUUUGCUGUGCUUCAAGAGGAAGGGACACUCUGGCAGAGAAUACGACAAGCUAGCAGGCCAACCAUGGACUGGGGUCCUUCUCUGGAGGAAAACAGAACUGGCAUGUAUGUGGCCACUUUGUCAGGCAGCCAGUCUCCUAAGCCGUUGAUGGUCCAUAUGCGAAAAUAUGGGGGAAUAACCAGCUAUGAGAACACAGCCAUGGAAGUGGAUAAAGAGAUUGAAGAGGAUGAAGAGGAGUCUAUGAUGUGAACCCAAACAACCCUGAGUUAAAAGGUCAAGAGAAUGUGGGGAGCAGACUCCUGAACUUUCAUACAAAUUUGCACUUUGGCAUUUCAGGUCGCUCAAUAGUCUCUUUCCUGAUGUGCUCAAAUGCUGCUGAUUAUUCAGCAUCUUACAGCAGUGAACUCUGCUGGGAAUCCUAAUAUUGUUGAGGUUCUGUUCAGUGUGGCAAGAAGAUGUGCCAUGAAUCUCUGUGUUAAUGCACCAGUGUCUUGUAGACAGUACUUGGACCCAUCCAUGUUGCCCAUUCCUUCCCACAUCUCUGCUGGUUUCCUUUGGAUCAAAGCCUACCAAACAAAACGAGCCUUCUCCUGUAUGGCUCUAAUGUAUUUCCCUCUUUAGCAUUUGACAUUUGUAUGUGUUAAUAGAUUCAGUCUUCAGACUUUGCAAUCUGAAAGCAGAUUUCCUUUCCCCGAUUUUCCUUAGAUAUGUGACUGAUAUCUCUGUAUCUUCUGAAGCCAAGUUCAAACUUUGUACAGUGCCAGUGUUAAUGUUAGGAAUCUUGCUAACCAGAUGGAAAUUAGCUCAUGAAGCUUAUUGUUUCUGGGAAUAUUGGAAUCCAAUAGUGCCAUAGCAAUGGUUGCCAACUGCUAGGCAGGGCUAGGAGAUCUCCUGGAAUUGCAAGUGAUCUCCAGAUGGCCAAGAUCUGUUCCCAUAGAGAAAAUGGCUGCUUUGGAAGCUGGACUCUA
Molecule: messenger RNA, 2806 nt
Organism: Heteronotia binoei (common prickly gecko)
Lineage: Eukaryota; Metazoa; Chordata; Lepidosauria; Squamata; Gekkonidae
Gene: SLC6A7
Product: solute carrier family 6 member 7
Exons: 14
Coding region: 174-2087 (637 amino acids)
Biological process (GO): sodium ion transmembrane transport
Cellular component (GO): membrane
Molecular function (GO): L-proline transmembrane transporter activity
Source: RefSeq, a predicted model, not a curated record